This is a messenger RNA of Colletotrichum acutatum, 2398 nucleotides long. RefSeq names its product major facilitator superfamily transporter. The record is from RefSeq and is a predicted model, not a curated record. The transcript has 17 exons. The coding region runs from base 332 to 2113 and encodes 593 amino acids. Gene Ontology annotation, biological process: transmembrane transport. Lineage: Eukaryota; Fungi; Ascomycota; Sordariomycetes; Glomerellales; Glomerellaceae. Gene Ontology annotation, cellular component: membrane. Gene Ontology annotation, molecular function: transmembrane transporter activity.
CAGCAUUACUGAAUAGGUAGCCUGUCGUCAUCUACUUGUGGAUCGCCCUUCGGUAUCAGACCGAGAUUUGGAGAAAGCAUGCCCCUUUCCUACCCAUUAGCACCCCCAAAUGCUCGUCACGCCUUGUGGCGACGUUCCAUGACAGCUUGGCUGGAGAGUAAGCCGUUUGCUCGGGACGCAGUGCAUGUUGAAACCCCUGCUGAAAGAGUUUUAUCAAGAGACAUUUAUAUAGAACGGUUCGUUUGUCCUGCAUGCGGGCUGGAUUUUGGUUUGAACUUUCGCGUUGUGCAGACACCGUACGUCAUUGUUCCAUCUUUCGACGACGCACAAGAUGUCCUCGCAACAUCCAGUUGGGAAGCCGUCACCCGCCGGGUCCGAUACGUCGUCUGACCAUGGCGGCCUGGGUUCCAAAUCCGCUGUUGACGACAAGGUUACCGUCGAUGCCGCGCCUCCGACAGCCCCCGCGCUUGCAACGCAGCAGACUCAACGCAUGGAAGCGGCAAUGGGCGAUGCCAUCCUCCGAUUUUUCAGAAUCCGAAAAGGGCCAAAAGCGGAAGAGUACGACCUCGAUGCGAUUGCCACGCAACCAAGUAUCUGGGACUCCGAGAAUGUCGAGGAGUACAAGAGUCUCUACAUUCACCCUCAAUGGGAGAACUGGGCUGCCUUUGAUCCUAGCUUCCGAUGGACAUGGAGAGAGGAACGUGCUGUUAGACGUAAAGUCGACUGGAAAAUCAUGGUCUGGGCUUGUGUAAUGUUCGCAGCCCUCAACAUCGACCGGAACAACAUAUCCAACGCCGUAUCCGACAAUAUGCUUGACGAUCUCGGAUUGACGCGAGGCGACUAUAACCUUGGUCAAACGAUAUCCCGUGUUGGCUUUCUAGUUGCCGAGCUACCAUCGCAGUUGAUCUCCAAGCGCAUUGGACCCGAUCUAUGGAUCCCCAUUCAGAUCUGCCUCUUCUCCAUCAUCUCUGGAGCGCAAUUCUUUCUGAAGGGUCGAACGUCCUUUCUUGCAACAAGAUACCUUAUCGCAACCUUUCAAGGAGGUUUCAUCCCUGACACAAUUCUUUACCUGAGUUACUGGUACACAGGCACCUCACUUCCGAUUCGACUGGCCUGGUUUUGGAUGUCUUCGCAACUAGUUGACAUCGGUGUUGGUUUUGCUGCUGUCGGUCUGGUAUCAAUGCGCGGCAUCUUAGGAUAUGAGGGCUGGCGUUGGUUAUUCCUCAUUGAAGGUGCUUUCACAUUCUGUGUGGGACUGUGCUCGUUCUUCCUUAUGCCUCAAUGCCCGGCCAAGACGAAGAGCUGGUGGAACCCCAAGGGUUACUUCAACGAGAAGGAGGAAAAGAUCAUUGUUAACUCCGUCAUCCGCGACGAUCCCCAGAAAGGUGGUAUGUACAACAGACAAGGUUUGUCCGUCAAGCAGAUAUGGGAAUGCUCCAAGGAUUACGACAUGUGGCCUUUGUACGCUCUCGGCUUGCUCUUUGGCUUGCCGAAGUACCCUGUCAACCAGUACCUCACUUUGUCGCUCCGAGACCUCAAGUUCAACGUCAUCCAAACCAACUUGCUCUCAAUUCCGUGGAUCAUCGGAUCGAGUAUCACCAUGUUGGCCAUCACGGCCGCUAGCGAGCUCUGCAACAACCGCAGUUUCGUCGCCAUGGCAGAGGAUGCAUGGUUAUUGCCAUGCUUCAUUGCCCUGAUUGUGAUUGCGAACCCGAGCCCCUGGGCGUACUUUGCGAUCGCAACAGUGCUGCUGUCCUUCCCUUACACACACCCUAUUCAAGUUGCAUGGACGAGUAGGAAUGCUGGAUCCGUCCAGAACAGAACAGUGUCCGCAUCCCUGUACAACAUGUGGGUUCAAGUCAGUGGUAUGAUCGGCGCAAAUAUCUAUCAACCAAGUGAUGCCCCCCGAUACUUCAAGGCCAACAAGGGUUUGCUGGUCAUCUGCAUUUGGAUGUGUGUUGUACAAUACCCCUUCACCUACUUUUACUAUCGGUGGAGGAACAACAGCAAGGCCAAGAAGUGGGACGCUAUGACACCGGAGCAGCAACAUGACUACCGUGCAAACACGACAGACAAAGGGAACAAACGGCUCGACUUCCGUUUCGCCACAUGAUGGAUAGUGCCUGUGUACCUCACCUAACUUUACCUAGGUACUAGCCCGACAGGAUCAGGAUGGUCCUAUUGAUCAUUGCCACGCACCCCAGUCUAUUCAUUCAAAGAGAAUUCUGCACGCAAUUAUCGUAAUGUUCAUAAAAGUAGAGAAAUAAAGUCUCCCCAAAUCACAUGCAACUCAGGUAUCUCAGAGUGGCAGUGGACGUGUGGUUUAUGCGACCUCGAGGAAGGGUCCUUUUUUGUACAAGGUGAUACUGAAUACCAGUAGUGUAGGAUGAUCGUCGGG